Messenger RNA from Menidia menidia (Atlantic silverside), 2171 nucleotides. The record is from the annotation of a GenBank genome assembly. Lineage: Eukaryota; Metazoa; Chordata; Actinopteri; Atheriniformes; Atherinopsidae.
UUUGGACGUUUCUUACCGACGGAGGACGACAACAUGGCGGUCUCCUUGCGUCUGGGUCGUCAAGGAGUACUAUUUGGACUCAAGUUGUCUAACUUGAACAAAUUUUCUUGGGCAACUCACCAUUGCCAGGGUCGUAUCAGGCACUUCUUUCAGUCACAAUGGCUGCUCGGUGUCAGCCCACUCAAAGUGGAAAUGCCAGCUCUCUCUCCGACUAUGGAGGAGGGAAACAUAGUCAAAUGGCUGAAGAAAGAAGGUGAGGCAGUGGUAGCAGGUGAUGCUCUUUGUGAGAUCGAGACCGACAAGGCUGUUGUGACCAUGGAAUCUAAUGAAGAUGGCAUCUUGGCAAAGAUAUUGAUGGAAGAGGGCAGUCGCAGCGUCCGCCUGGGCACCCUCAUCGCCGUCAUGGUGGAGGAAGGCCAGGACUGGAAGCAGGUUGAGAUCCCCUCUCCACAGUCUGCACCUCCGCCCGCAGCCCCGCAGGCUGUUCAUAAAGCAUCUGCCUCGGUUGUGGCUCCUCCACCAAAGCCGGUCACAUCAGGACCGUUACGUUUGAGUCCAGCAGCAAGACACAUUCUGGACACCCAUGGUAUUAACCCAAAAUUGGCCACAGCCACUGGAAAGAGAGGGCUCAUCACUAAGGAGGAUGCACUAAAUCUUUUAAAGAUUUCCCCUGCCAUGAAAGCCACCCCAGCCAUGGUCACACCUACUGCCCCAAGUCCUGCCCCAACUCCUGCCACGGCUCCUUCAGCAGCCCCUCCCCCUCCAGGCAGCAGACCUAACAUACCUCCUCUGUCUGUACCAGGGAAACCCGGAGCACCAGGAACUUUCACAGAGAUGCCAGCUUCUAAUGUACGCCGUGUGAUUGCCCAAAGACUGACCCAGUCCAAGACCACCAUCCCUCAUGCGUAUGCUUCCAUCGACUGUGACGUGGGUGCUGUCAUGCAGCUCCGCAAAGAUCUGGCCAAAGGUACAAAUGCUGGAAUCUUGAAGUGAGCAUGUGUGUACUAACUCAGUUCUUCACAUGCUUAUAGAAAUGCCAGAAGUGAAUGUGACCUGGUCCGGUGAUGGACCCCAUGCUCUGGAUUCUAUCCAUAUCUCAAUCGCUGUGGCAACAGACAAAGGCCUCAUCACUCCAAUCAUCAAGGAUGCUGCAACCAAAGGAGUGCAGGAGAUCUCAGCCAGCGCUAAGGCUCUGGCCCAGAAAGCUCGCGAUGGGAAGCUCCUACCUGAGGAGUACCAGGGAGGCUCUUUCAGUAUAUCCAACCUGGGAAUGUUUGGGAUCAGUGGCUUCAGUGCUGUGAUCAACCCCCCUCAGGCGUGCAUCCUCGCCAUUGGGACCUCCAGAACGGAGCUGCGAUUGACCGAGGACGCUCAGACCCUGCGCACGCAGCAGCUGAUGACAGUGACGCUGUCCAGCGAUGGUCGUUUAGUGGACGAUGAACUGGCCUCUCGCUUUCUCGAUAAAUUCCGUGCCAACUUAGAAAAACCGCAGCGCAUGGCCCUCGCCUGAAAAGGAAGAGAUAGUUUAGUGAGAUAAAUCUAAUUUAAACAAAACACCCACGUGACAAAGCCUGGCCCAUGUUUUCCCAAGCAGAGAGCUCCUAAACAGUAAAUGACCAUGUAUGCCUUGUGUAAGGCUUUAAGGUUGUAUUGUACAUAAUGUUAACUUAAGUUUGUGGGUUCUCUUUAACUGAUCCAAGCCAGGCUUUUUGUGGGGUUGGCUUCUGCUAGAAUGUUAGAGAGGGAUUGAUUCCAAAUAUUUACAGGACAGAAGUGGUUCAACAGGGUUAGUCCCAAACACAGCAGAAAGGAUGCUAACAUUCUUUUUGCUAACAUUGUAAAUAAAGUGAUUACUCUUUUGUCAGAUCCCACUUCAUCAACUUCAUGUCAACUUCAAGUAGUAAAACUGGAAACGGUGAAAACACCUGCUGUGCUUCUAACAGAUAUUUAUUACUUCGCAUCAGUGGGAAAGCAGUUUCCAUUACAGUUUAAUCCCAAAACCAGUCCUGUAUUUUGCUAAUGUUGAGAGUUUUAUCAUUAGCCACGUGUGUUAAUAGGUAUUGAUUUAUUUAAAACAGACGCCACUGCAAACAAGUCCUUUAAGUUUAAUUGUAAACAAAAUUUGUUUUGGUAUCUUCAGAUGCCAAUAAAACACCCUGUUCAACCUUCAA